AUAAAAGCUCUUCUCCGAGAACUCUUUCUUUGCUCUUUGACAAAUCACUGAAGUCUAUGAAUUUUCAAGCCCACUCUUGAGUAACAAUUGAACGACGAACGCAUGUCAAACUGGGCUAACUGGUAACGAGAGUGAGCAUGGACUAGAUUAGCACAAAGAUUUUGCUCCCUCAGCUUGCUCGAUGCGAGGGGGUUUACAACGACAUUCGAAUCCCUCCCGUCAUGUCUGCGGCAUGCCACUAGAAAACUCUUCGCGACAAAACGGUCUCGAGAUGUUAUAAUAACCCAGUGGCAAGUGUCGUUUCUUUCAAGACACGAUACACAACCUUUUUCUUUCCAAUCAGAUGAAUUCAAAUUGUCCCUUCAAAGGAUGGUGAAGUGGACCCAGGACAUAUCAGCAUCGCCCGCCAGAUCAGCUUUUGAGAGACGGAUAAGGCGAGGGCUGGUAACUGCCGAACAGGCCAUCUCGUCAUCUUGGAUUUAGUUGUGUGAGGAAAAGAAGAGAAGAAAAAGAAGAGAAAAAAGGCCAGCGAAGAUACCCGCGGGAAAGGGAAGGUUUGCACGCCCGGCAGCAUCACGUGGAGGGGCGCUAAACCCGGGAGGGCAAGGUGCUCCCCGGGAAAGCCACUUCGGCCGACAAGCAGGCCAGAAUGCUGUCAUGGCGGGCGACUACAGAGCGCAGGGAAGCGCUUUGCUGCGAAUCCAUUGUGCUUUUAUUCCUCCACGCCGACCUGUCUUGUCCUUUUCAGCUCCUUUCUGGAGUAUCUAAUUGCUAAAACUAAUAAAAGAGAUAAAAUCCUGGUGCCAAUGUCGGUCAAUCGCUGCGGUCGCCAAGCUUCAAAGCUGCUCCGGUUAUCUGGCGGGUAUUCGAGAGUGGCCUGUGGGCUCAGAUGGAGUCAUCCUGCAAGACGAGUUGCUCAAUGGCAGAGCGUUGCGUCUGUCCACACUGAUGGCCAUCAGAAUAUGCUAGCGGAGAAACUCGAGCAAGCUGAUCCAACUGUGUAUAAGAUUAUCCAGAAUGAAAAAAGCAGGCAGAAACAUUUUAUCAACCUGAUCCCCUCGGAGAACUUCACCUCCCAGGCUGUCCUCGAUGCGCUUGGCAGUGUGAUGCAAAAUAAAUAUUCUGAGGGAUACCCAGGUGCUCGGUACUACGGUGGGAACGAAUUCAUUGACCAAGCUGAGCGCCUCUGCCAGCAGCGCGCUCUGCAGGCAUUUGGGUUGAACCCAGAAGAGUGGGGAGUGAACGUCCAACCCCUAUCUGGAUCUCCCGCCAACUUCUACGCAUAUUCCGCCGUCCUCCAGCCCCACGAUCGCCUUAUGGGUUUGGACCUCCCUCACGGAGGUCACCUUUCUCAUGGCUACCAAACACCCACAAAAAAGAUCUCCGCAGUGUCUAAGUACUUCGAGACGCUUCCUUAUCGUCUAGAUGAAUCUACUGGUCUCAUAGAUUAUGCCAAACUGGAGGAUAUGGCCACAUUGUACCGACCAAAACUCAUUGUUGCAGGAACAUCCGCAUACAGCAGGCUGAUUGAUUAUCCCCGCAUGAAAAAGAUUGCUGACAGCGUUGGAGCAUAUCUGCUCAGUGACAUGGCCCAUAUUUCUGGGUUGGUUGCUGCUGGUGUCAUUCCAUCGCCAUUCCCACAGUCAGAUAUCGUCACAACUACGACACACAAAUCGCUCCGAGGGCCACGCGGCGCCAUGAUCUUCUACCGGAAGGGUGUCCGUAAACACGAUGCUAAAGGAAAUCCUAUCAUGUAUGAUUUGGAAAACCCCAUCAAUGCCGCCGUGUUCCCUGGCCACCAAGGUGGGCCCCACAACCACACAAUUACCGCCCUUGCCGUUGCUUUGAAACAAGCCCAGAGCCCAGAAUUCAAAACAUACCAGCAAAGUGUAUUGGAAAACGCAAAGGCCUUGGCAGCCCGCCUCGGUAACUCUACAAAUAGCGGUGGCUUGGGCUACAAUAUCGUGUCUGGUGGUACUGAUAACCAUCUUGUUCUCGUCGACCUGAAGAACCGUGGCGUCGAUGGCGCACGCGUGGAGAGAGUUCUCGAGCUCUGUGGUGUGGCAAGUAACAAGAACACCGUGCCAGGUGAUAAGUCUGCAAUGAAGCCCGGUGGUCUCCGAAUGGGCACACCGGCCAUGACUUCCCGUGGCUUUGGACCGGAGGACUUCUCUCGCGUUGCUGAUAUUGUUGACCGCGCUGUCAUCAUCACGCAGAAGCUUGACAAAGCCGCCAGAGCUGAAGCGGAGGCCAAGAAUCGGAAGAACCCCACGAGCUUGAAGGCAUUCUUCGAAUACCUCGGACAAGGAGAGGAGGUCUCGGAGAUUGUACAAUUAAGAAAAGAGGUUGAGGACUGGGUGGGAACAUUCAGCCUUCCGUGGACUGAGGAAUAGUUAGAGUGUGAUCCGAGCGAUACGUAUGUUUCUUAAGUACGGAUGAUGGAUGAUGACGACUUAACCCUUUUCCGCCUGUAUCCUGGCCUUUUUUUUGUCAUGCUCUUCUUAACAAGAUGCGAGAUGUGCUGUUACUUUGUCACCUGUAUAAAAUGGACGACCUUUUUUGAUACUUUAUUUUUGG
Messenger RNA from Coccidioides posadasii C735 delta SOWgp, 2577 nucleotides. RefSeq names its product glycine hydroxymethyltransferase shm1. The record is from RefSeq and is a predicted model, not a curated record. Gene Ontology annotation, molecular function: cobalt ion binding; glycine hydroxymethyltransferase activity; zinc ion binding. Lineage: Eukaryota; Fungi; Ascomycota; Eurotiomycetes; Onygenales; Onygenaceae. Gene Ontology annotation, biological process: L-serine catabolic process; folic acid metabolic process; tetrahydrofolate interconversion. Gene Ontology annotation, cellular component: cytoplasm.